Messenger RNA from Tinamus guttatus (white-throated tinamou), 1854 nucleotides. Lineage: Eukaryota; Metazoa; Chordata; Aves; Tinamiformes; Tinamidae. The record is from RefSeq and is a predicted model, not a curated record.
GCCGCCCACGCCGCCAUGGCGCUCUACAACAACGGCGCCGACGUGCCGUCCCCGCCGGAGGCCUCCAACGGCUUCUCCCAAGCCGGCGCCUCGGGCACGUGGCACAAGGGCGAGGAGGAGGCGCGGCUGGCGGAGCCCAGCCUGGUGAAGAAGGCUCACCGCGAAAUCCUGGACCACGAGCGCAAGCGGCGCGUGGAGCUCAAGUGCAUGGAGCUGCAGGAGAUGAUGGAAGAGCAAGGGUAUUCCGAGGAGGAGAUCCGGCAGAAAGUGGGGACCUUCCGGCAAAUGCUGAUGGAGAAGGAAGGCGUGCUCACCCGGGAGGACCAGCACGGGCGCCAAAUAGUGAUCGAAAACCACCACGCGGGCGACGGGGAGGAGUACGGCAGCGAGUACCAAGAGUACGGCGGGGGGGCAGCUGCAGCCUGUGCCACGAGCAGGGCGGCCGGCUCCGUCCCGACCGCGUGCGCUUUCUUCCGCAGGCUGAAGCGACGGUCAAGCAGCUCCACGUCUCCCCCACCCAAGAAGAAAAAGAAAAAGAAAUCGGGGCACCGCCGGAGCCGCAAAAAGAGGAAACCUGGCUCGGAGCGCAGCUGUGACAGCUCUUCGCCAAUCCGCAAGGAGAAGAAAAAGAAGGCUGGAAAGAAGCACAGACGUGACAGGUCUGAGUCCGGAUCUCGGAAGAAGCGAAGACACAGGUCCAGGAGCCCCAAGAACAAAAGAAAAGAGAAAAAUAAAGAGCGCAAGAGGUCCCACAGCGGGUCCCCGGCCUGGCGGUUGCACAGACGCAGCAGCUGCAGCUCCCACAGCGCUUCGCUCUCCUCCGAUUACAGCAACUCCAAAUCCCCCAGCAGGCUGAGCCCCAAGCACCGCGAGGACGGCCCCAAGGGCAGCAGCCGCAGGAUGUACGUACGCUUUUCUUGGAUCACGGUUCGCUUCCCCGACUGCUUCCCUCCCCUCCUGCCGCAGCAGGACCCCUGGCUCUCCUCUCCCGCCUCAUCUCCUCUCCCUUCUCCGGUCACUUUGCUCCAAGCUCGCGGCACCCGGCUGGCCGGACCAGCCUCGCCGCCCCGCCACCGGGGCCAGAGCAAGGCCAGGACCGCAGCCCCCCGCGAGGCGUCGCCGCCGCCGCUCAGCCCCACGGGCUACAGCAGCGACUCGGAGGGCUCGGCGUGCUCGCACCCCUACCACCCGCCGCCCGGCGCUGAGAAGAACCACGGCGCUCACGCCAAGAAGGUGAAAGAGAGACACCAUCGGGGCAGGCCAAACAGCAGCUCGGAGUCAUCGGCCAAGCACUCCCGGCACACGUCUGAGCGGAAGAAGAGCCUGUCCCACAGCACGGGGCACAGGAGCAGCUCCUGGAGCUCCAGCGGCUCCCUGUCCAAGUCCCGCUCCCGUUCCCGGGAGAAGCGAGCAGCACGGAGCAGGACCCGGUCUCCAUCGCAGAAAAAAACUGCGAGCAGAGAGAAGGACAAUGAGCCCCGAACACGCCACAGUGACCCUGAUCCUGCCCGGGCCAGGCGUCGCUCCAGAAGCUAUUCUCCCAUCAGGAAGAGGAGACGUGACUCUCCCAGUUUCAUGGAACCCAGGAGGAUUACAAGGCCCAAGUACCCCGAGAGCCACCGACGAACAAAGAUCGCGGCCACGGCCAGCACGGCCUGUCCCGGCACCGAGGCACAGCCUGUCUCCAGAGCCAGGUGCGAGGAGGAGCCCAGCGUUGCCUUCGGCCUCGCCAGGCUGUUCCCAGGUGGGAGGCCUAAAGACGAUGCCGAUGAGCCUCCUUUGGUGGAGAGAGCAGCUGCCCGGAUUAACCCAUUGCCCCCAGAUGGAAAGCUGGGCUUUGUCAAUCCCUCUUGA